AUGUCUGUUACGAGGUCACAUAAAGCUUUACUGGACGCUGACUUCAAGAACGACAUUAGUACAUUGAUUAAAGAUGAAAUUAUCGAGGUGAUGAACAGCGAAGAGAUGAAAAGUGCUAUAUCAAAUCAGGUGAAACAACUGAUUAAAAGCGAACUUAAUUCUAUUGUAAAACCGCUCGAAGAUGAUCUUGCAUCCAUUAAGGCUGAAAAUUCUCGCCUUCGUGUUGAACUAUUAAACAUAAAGAAACAGAAUGCAACCCUUUCACUACACGCAAACGCAAAUGAACAAUACUCUAGGAAUAUAUAA
Paramuricea clavata is the source of this 306-nucleotide messenger RNA. The record is from the annotation of a GenBank genome assembly. NCBI's taxonomy places the organism in Eukaryota, Metazoa, Cnidaria, Anthozoa, Malacalcyonacea, Plexauridae.